AAUACUUUUUUUUCUUGAAACAAUAUUUCAUUUUUUCCAUCAGGUGUUCACCUCUGUCUCUAUACCAUCAUUUUUACGCCGGUGUGUCCGGUUGUCGUAAUAUUGUUCCGUUAUCUUCUUGGCCUAAACCACUAUCAGACCAUCCACCUAUUAGACGUAUCGCUACAGCAUUACAGUACUUCGUAGCCUAACAAACAACACCUAAUCCUUCUAUCGCUCCAAUAGUUUCGAUAUCGUCUAAUCCACUACCACAUGCGAUUCCGCACAGCCGUUGCUACGCUACCGUAUCGGAUAUUCUGGCUUUAGAGAUUACGAAGUAAACAAACCCCGCCAACCAGUAACAACAGCAACAUCAUAUCUACCUAGUAUCUACCAAUAGUUACAAAAACAAGAGGACCAAAAGCCAACGGGUAAAAGGCAACGAUGGCAACGGCAAUGCCAGCUCGACCACCAUCUCCCUCACCCUCUCAAGUCCCUCUCCCCGCCUCUCCAACAUAUUCCUACGCUUCCACCGCCAACCCUCUAUCAUCGUAUAACCUACCACUUCCCCCUCCACCACGCCCCGUCCACGCCGUCCUCACCAAAUCCGACCUCGAGCAAUCACAACAAGCGUACUCCGACCUCCUCGCCACCGCCAAAUCCUACCGAAUCGCACUAUCGACCCUCUCAACCGCAGCAUCCGCCUUCGGCUCCGCCCUCGAGUCCUGCGCGCGUCUAAAAGAAUCCCGAGCCGACGCCCUCGGGCCCCCCGGGGGCGCCAGCCUCACGAACAGCUUCACAGCCAAGAACACAUGCACCGCAGACCUGCUCCUCAGCGCGAGCGGGGUGCACCACCUCGUAGCGAACCACCAGCAGAUCCUCUCCGAAACCGUGUACCGCUCGUUCGAAGUACCGUUGCUCCACGAGCUAGACCGAUGGCGACGAGCGAUCGAAGACGAAGACGAGACGUAUAAGCGGGAAGCAGCGACGCGGUCGCGGGAGAUCAGGCGACUGGAGAAGGAAGGGCUGAAGCUGCAUAGGCAGAGCCGACGCCGCGACGUCGCCAAGUUCCGCGAGCACCUCGUCGCGCUGACCGGCAAACUCGACGGGCUAACCGCGCUCCACGCCGAUCACGCGCGCAGCUUGCUCCGCGACUCCCAAGAGACCAGUGCGCGGAUCCUAGACGCGAGUUGCUCGCUCGUGCGCGCCGAGGUAGAUAUAUUCGAAGGGCUAGCGAGGAAAGGGUGGACAGGCGGCGGCCUAGACGAUCUCCUAGAAAAGGGGCAGGACCUAUUCGCGAGCGAGGACGACGUGCCCGCCGCGGUGGUAGUGCCCGGGGCAGGCGGUGUAGGGGGCGCGGGAGACGGCGGGGCGAAGCUGUUUAGUAUACUGCCUCCCAAGAGCAUCCUCGCCAACGACUCGACAUCGGACUCCGUGCUCACGGCGCCGAGCCACGGCCGCGCGGACAGUUUGCUCGUCGAUUCCGACGACGUGCAGUACCAGAGCCUGACGGGGGCCGUGGACCAGAAGGAUCGCGGGAGGGACGCGGAUUCUCAGAGUUUAUUCUCCGAAUCGAAUGUUAGUCAGAACCGCGGCGUGCGUCCGUUUAGUCCGCAGCCCAUACGGAGGCGCGGGAUGGAUGUCGUGAUGGAUCCUGAGUCCCUGCUCGUUGGCGAAGAAGGACUUAGGACGGAUGACGAUAAUGACGACGAUGAUGAUUCGUACGAUGCUGCUACGGUUAGGGGCGUGCGGGAUACGUCGGCCCAGCGAACGGGGCUGGGUGGGUUGAGGAUAGGUGCGGAUGAGAAUGAUAUCGAGGAGCCUGAGUCCCCGUGGAAAGACGAGGGGUUGAGGCGGAAACAGGAAAGUACGAGUAGCAGUGAUAGCGGCAAGGAGCCGCCGUUACCGCCGAGUGCUAAGGAUGAGGUGGAUAAUAGAUAGAUAGUUGGAGCUUGGUUGUGAAGCGAGUAUACUUAGUUAACCUAUCUCGGUACCUACUACUAUUGGUACUGGUACAGGACACAGGACACAGGGGAGAGGAAAGCCGGUCACAUUAAGGAUGAUACAUGGGAAACCGGAUCGGUGUAAGUUGGUGGUCAUGAUUGAUGGCGUGAACGUAUUUGUGGAAGUAUCGAUUAGCCCAGUAAUUGUUACGCUAGACGAACGAUGGAUGAACAGAGAACAAACAUGUCAACAGCACUUCCAGUUUCAUAACUCGCUUCUUUAGUCCCGUGGUAUACACGCUUAUAUGUGGCAUGUGGGCAUGGCAUUAGAGGUAACCGAAUUACAGGAUGGGAAGAUAGUACAAAUCAUUAAGCGAUCAGGAAUUUUAUAUACAAC
This is a messenger RNA of Annulohypoxylon maeteangense, 2319 nucleotides long. RefSeq lists its product as uncharacterized. The coding region runs from base 424 to 1920 and encodes 498 amino acids. Lineage: Eukaryota; Fungi; Ascomycota; Sordariomycetes; Xylariales; Hypoxylaceae. Gene Ontology annotation, molecular function: phospholipid binding. Gene Ontology annotation, biological process: vacuole fusion, non-autophagic. The record is from RefSeq and is a predicted model, not a curated record. Gene Ontology annotation, cellular component: fungal-type vacuole membrane. The transcript has a single exon.